Molecule: messenger RNA, 5342 nt
Organism: Amphibalanus amphitrite
Lineage: Eukaryota; Metazoa; Arthropoda; Thecostraca; Balanomorpha; Balanidae
Product: vitellogenin-1-like
Exons: 2
Coding region: 153-5195 (1680 amino acids)
Biological process (GO): lipid transport
Molecular function (GO): lipid carrier activity
Source: RefSeq, a predicted model, not a curated record
GUCGCCGGGCCGGCCGGCGAGGGGUGCGCUGCACUCACACACACACACACAGCGAAACGGGCCGUUUUUGCCACCGCCGCCCGCCUCGGGGCCGUAUAUAAGCGGCCGUCCAGGUCCUCCCGGCAUGACAGAGGGGCACACCAGCUCCAGUCAUGAAGACCUCAGCCUCCCUCCUGCUGCUGCUCUGCGCGGCGGCGGCCGCCAACAACUAUGGGUUCAAGCCCAACAACCAGUAUGAGUACCGGUUCGUGGCGAAGGUGAUGACGGGCAUCCCGGAGAUCUCCUCCCAGUACUCGGGCAUGGGCCUGCGCGCCACGCUGCUGGUCCAGGCGCCGGCCGCCAACGUCCUCCAGUUCAAACUGCGCGACACCGAGAUGGCCGAGCUGCGCAACAAGCAGGUGGAGCUGUCCUGGCACGAGAGCGUGCCGCUCCACUGGCAGCCCGUCACCGAGGUGAAGCAGCUCCUCGAGCAGCCCUUCAUCGUUAAGCUGCAGAACGGCAAGAUCGUCGACCUGAUCGUGGGCGGCAACGAGCCCGAGAACAUGGUCAACAUCAAGAAGGCGAUCGUGCAGCGCUGGCAGAUGACCAUGGACAAGGAGAUCGUCUCCGAGUUCCCCACCGGCAAGUUCUUCGAGGACGUCAAACAGCCGCUGUACUUUGAGGCCGAGGAGCAGUCGAUCGGCGGCCUCUGCCUCACUGGCUACACGGUGACGCCCAUCCUGGAGCCGCAGACCCAGCUGGAGACCAUCAAGACCUUCGGCGUCAACGUGAUGGGCGACUGGAGCUGGACCGAGCAGAGCGUCCCCAAGGAGGUGAAGAAGCCCCGCUUCCUCAUCACCAAGAACAUCUUCCAUGACAAGUGCAAGCGUCGCAACAUGUUCCAGAGCAUGAGCCCGGCGCCCAUCACCUGCCGCGAGAACGUCACCGACUGCUUCAACACUCAGGCAAACACCACCACGAUGGUCCGCUACCUGGUCCGUGGCAACCGCAAGGCCUUCGAGAUUGAGGCGGUGAACUCCGAGAGCAUCCACGCCAUGUACCCGUACCAGGCGGCCACGGAGCAGAUCAUCACUGACACCAACCAGACGCUGAUCCUGCUGGCUACCAGGCCAGUGACGUCGCCGUUCCCCGACCCGCCACAGAAGCGCGAGCUGAAGCUAAUCAGCUGGGCCGUGUCCAUCCGCGACACCAUCACUCCCGAGAAAGAGUUCCUGGCUAAGCCGACGCUGACUGACGCCCCAGUCUUCAACAUGGCACGCCCCGUCGUGCCCCUGCACCGCCUGCUGGAGAAGGUGCCCGCUACCGAGCUCAAGAAGAAGGUCCUCGAUGUCCUAGCCAGCCUUGACUCCAGCUUCGAUCAGGUGCCCGACCCGACGACCCGUGACACCCCGGGCAUGGUCAACGUCCUCCACUCGCUGCUGAACAUGAUGUCUCUGGCUGACUUGGAAGACAUCUACAGCAAGAUCUCGACCAUCCCCGACCGCAACGUGGAUGUCAUGAAGAAGCUGUUCCGUGAGGCAGUGGCGAUGGGAGGCACCAACCCUUGCAUCAUGAUGGUGAAGAAGUGGAUCGAGACCAAGCAGGUUGUCGGUGCCGAGGCUGCUACCCUCGUUAUGUUCAUCCCCAUGCACAUCAAGACCCCCACUGUCGAGAUCCUCCAGGAGAUGUUCAAGACGCUGAGUAACGGCAUCGCGCAGAAUGAUGAGCACCUCCGCCAAAACAGCAUGCUGGCCUUCGCCAAGACGGUCAACAUUGCUUGCAUUCGCCGCGCCACCACCACAAACGCCUUCCCUGUUACCAUGUUCCAGAAGUUCUGCAGCCUCGAGACUCAGCAGAUUGAGCAGCAAUGGAUUCCCUUCUUCAAGAAACGCCUGACCGAGGAUAUUUCUAUCCGUGAGAAAAUGGUGGUUCUGAAGGCACUUGCCACCCUGCAGCACCCGGCUGUGGUGCCGACUCUGAUGGAGAUCGCUACGAAGAAGGAUGAAAACGUGCACGUUCGUGAGACUGCCAUCUAUGCCAUGAUGAAGUUCCGCGAAAUCAAUCCGACUGUUGUGGAGGAGGUUGUCAAGCCCAUCGCCUUUGACCGCAACGAGUUCCACGAGGUCCGGAUGGCGGCCACCACUGUGCUGAUCACCCUGAACCCUUCUCUGGCAACCUACCAGACCCUGGCGAUGCACACCUGGGUCGAGAGCGACCAGCAGAUCACUAACUACAUCUCCAGCUUCCUGGAGCAGGCUGCCAACUUGACCGACAUCAACGUCCCGUGGGUGUGGGAGAUCCGUGAGAAGGCCCGGUCCGUGUUCCGGCUGACCCGCCCGAUGCUCCACGCCGACCUGUUCACCAAGAACAUCCUGGUCAGAAGCCAGAUUGAUCUUCUCAUGGUCACUGCCGAGAUGGACACCGUCAUCAAUAAGUCGCCGUUCGACGUUUCCUCUUUGACCUACCGCGGACACAUGCGCAGCUACAACAGCCUGACCUUCUUCCCGAUUCAGAUGUUUAGCAAGUUCGUUGGUCUGCAGAACGUGAUUGACUUCCUGAUGGCGCCGGACAGCACAACCAACAUCAACCGUUUCAACCGCGGCUCUGAGCCUCUGCAGGCCGCCAUUGGAGAGCUGGCCGAGAUCAAGAACCUGCUGAAGAUGGUGAAGCGUGAGAACGAGCCUCUCAUGGUCUGGCUGCAGGCAAACAUCAUGGGCUCCAUGGAGCGUCUGUUCGCCUUCGACCAGCAGGCCAUCCAGAACACUCUGCAGCAAAUGCGCGACGCCGAUACCAAGAAGUACGAGGUCAAGAACUUCCAGAAGAUCAUGAACCUGGUGGAUCACGUCAUCGGACUUCCGACCGAUGUUGGUGUGCCAAUGAUGGUCAUCAGGUCCGCCCCCGCUGUCCUCUCCAUCCGUGGUGAUGUCGUCUUCGAAAGCAAGAAGUCUGCUGAUGGCAGCCGGCUGAUCAAGCUCGAUACCAAGAACCUGCAGCCGUUCAUUAACGUCAAGAUGCUCUCUCUUGCUGGUGCCGUCAACCCGCUUACCAUGCGGUUCCUCUCCGCAGGCGUCAGCCGCAACAUCAUGAUGAGCUUGCCCCUCACCACUAGCACUGAGUGGGACACCAAGAGUAACCGUGUCGAGGUGUUCGCCAAGUUCAUCAACAAGCCCAGCGAACUCAAUCUUCUUCGCAUGGAAACGUAUCCGUUCACAUCUGCUCUGGACCUGACCAAGAUGACAACAACCAUGCGUCAAAACUCGGACACCAAGCCCAUCCACGUCAAGACCCCGACCACCACUGAGAUGAGGCUCGGCAAGGCCAUGUUCGGCAUCGACAUGACCAUGACCGUCAAGAGUGAAGACGACUUCGGUGACAUCUGGAGUUUCUUCCGGAAGAUCAGCGCAACCAGCAAGCUUGGCAACAUGUUCACUGUCCUGCCGACCAUCCGCCCGAACCUGAUGAAGCUCACGCUCGACACCGCCACCGCCACCACCCAGAAGAUGAUCAUCUCUGUGGCCAAGGAUGACUUUGCCCGCUACCACACUCUGGAUACCGUCAACAACCCGGAGGCUGAGCCUGUAGAGCACAUCGAGUGGCUGGCCGACAAGGCGCAGUACCGCGAUGAGAAGCAUGCCGCUAUCGAGAAGGACGCCCGUCGUGAGGUGAUGAAGCGAUCCCGCCGCGUGCUGCAGGAUAUCCACACCGGAAACGUCCUCGGCUACACUGUUGUGGUCAGCGCCAUGGGCAUGAAGGAGAAGCGUAUGGCCCUCAAGACGAUGCUGGUGAAGGAUGCCUCCCGACUCAACACCAAGGUCGACGCGCGCCUGCUGAUGGUGCCUACCGACGAUGUGCCCAUCAAGCGUGAGCUGAUUGUCAACGGACACAUCACCUGGCCUCACGUUGGUCGCACCCUGAACGAGCUGCUUGCCUCGAACAUGAUCGCGCCCAUGGAGAUGACCAUCAACGUUGGUAUCAACGACACCAUGACCAGGGUGGCAACCGUGAACGGUCUUCUCCGUCAGACUGACCUCUACAAGAUGUAUGCCAACCAGAACCGUGUUGUUCGUGAUUGCCGCGAAAUGAGGAACAAUGGCUUCGAGCACGCACCUGUCUGUGAGAUGGCAAAGAUCAAGGCGUCCCGUAUGAACCAGGCCAAGAUCACUGUGGAUAUGAACACGCACCUGAAGGACGAGCUGACCUCCGUCGGACUCCUCGGUAAGGAGAGCCUCACCAAGAAGAUGGAUUAUGACUCUCCCUCCUGGAUGGAGCUCAUCGGCAACUACUUCCUCAACCGCCUGGCAAGCUUCCCUAAGACCAUGUGGCCAUCUAAGCUGCACAGCAUGAACCAGCGUAGCAUUCAGCUUGAAUUCAACCCGUUCUCGAAGUGCUGGAAGCUCAUGUAUGAUGAUGCCAAGACGAUUUUCAAGAUCAAGAAGAUCCAUGCCAUGGAGUUCCCGUGGAAGAGCAACGGUGUGUACAACACCAACAACAACUUCGGCCUGUCAAUUCCGUUCAUGCCGUUCCUGAACAUCAAGGAGGGCAUCAACGCCUACGAGGAUAGCUGGGAGAUGCGCAACCGUAAGAUGAUGGGCAUCAACAUGCACAAGUGUGUCAUCGACGAGCACUUCAUCAAGACCUUCGACAACGUAACCCUGCCGGAGAAGAUGGUUGAUUCGUGCUGGCACCUGAUGGCCAAGGACUGCUCCGAGGUCACCAAGCUGGCCAUCCUCGUCAAGCAGGUGGGCUCUCGCCGCGCCGUCCGCAUCAUCACCAGCACGCGCAUCAUCGAGCUGAUGCCCACUGGCCUCGACUACCACCUGCGCGUCGACAACCAGGAGACUCGUCGCCUGCCCAUCGGCGACCUGGUCGUCAUCGAGAGCGAGACCGCCGACAAACAUCCCGAGGCGCGCAUCCUGAAGUGGACUGGAGAGCUGCUGGAGCUGGAGCUGCCCCAGUACCAGGCGCGCGUCCGCAUCGUCGGCCCGGCCGUCAAGCUGAUGCUGGAGCCCAUGUUCCUCCGCAACCGCGUGUGCGGCCUCUGCGGCGACAUGAACGGCGAGUCCUCGCAGGACCUGGUCGGCCCGAAGCGCUGCCUGUUCUUCAGCGCGCGCGAGUUCCAGGCCGCCUACAUGGUGGACAAGACCUGCCAGCGCGACCCGCUGCCCAACUACGGCGACGACUGUGUCAAGGUGAAGCGCGAGUCCUGGAUGCUGUAGGCGGCUGGAGUCGAGACCCGGCAUCCACCGGAACAGGGCGGGGUUCAGACUAAAUUGGGCUGUGUAUUUGAGUGAUGGCGGUUGUUAAUUAGUUUGGAUUGUAUCUGACGCAUGUGGUGCGAUUAAUAAACGGUUAAUCGUGCUAAA